This is a messenger RNA of Panicum virgatum (switchgrass), 1824 nucleotides long. RefSeq lists its product as uncharacterized. The coding region runs from base 1 to 951 and encodes 316 amino acids. The transcript is spliced from 6 exons. The record is from RefSeq and is a predicted model, not a curated record. NCBI's taxonomy places the organism in Eukaryota, Viridiplantae, Streptophyta, Magnoliopsida, Poales, Poaceae.
AUGGUGCUCUCGCGCCAAUACGAUAGGCUUGCAGUGGAUGGCCAGUGGCCACGGGUGGGUGGGGGAUUUUAUACACAGGACAGCGAGCUGCCGAGCUCCCUCCCUCGCUCGCUCGCCCUGUCGUUUGGCGGGAGGGGAAGGGAGGGCGAGACGAGGGUUUGGUGGAGGUCGAGCUGCCGCGCCGCCUUCUUGGCCGAGGGUUCGGCCGGGGGUGGGGGGAGGACGCUGCGCCGGAAGGCUGCCGGAUCCAAUUGGAGCGCCGCCGCCGCCGCCGCUCCCGUUCCCUUCCGAGCCUCUGUAAGCUUCCUGCAUUCUCCGUUUCCCUUCCAUGCAUCUUGCGCCUUUUGCCUCGUGCUUGCCCCGGCUGAGAUUGGUGGCUCAUGGUUCCUUCUCCGUGUCUCGUGUGACUGUGCUGUUUCCUUGCGCGCCGUCGUCGCCGCUGGUGGGUGGGCGGGGCUGCUUCUGCCGUGGCCUUGCUUAGGUGGACUGCAUGCUGGAUCUUCAGGGACCGGUCAACAGCGCCGCAGCCCCACGCUGAACAUAGAGAAUGCUGCCACUCCACCAUCGCCAUCUCUCCAGUCAAAACUGCAAGUUGAGCAAGUCAAAUAUGAAAUUAUUGAGAAGCCGCCUGCCAUUGUUGUGGAGAACAAAGUAUCAGCUUAUGUUCCUCGGCGUCUGAUCCUCAAAGAAGUCAUGGAACAAUUAAAUCUCAAGGUGCAUGGUACUGGAAUGCUUCCUUUUGGUUUUGACCAGUACAUUGCGUGGACGUCCGUCGAUCUGCCACGGCAUGGUGAGGCUAGGAAAGAUGGCGACACAGUCAUAUACAGUGAUCCCUGCUCUAAUUACUACGAUGCAGAAGAGAAUGUGGCUGAAUCAGUGCUUGAGUACUACCAGAGCAACAGAAAUAUUGAGAUCAAUGACUUCAAUCAGAAUGUGUUAAAAAAGAAGUAGUAUGAACUCGAUGUCAGUAACUUCUUCUGCCAGGCAUUUGAGGAGAAGAUAGAUGAAAUGAGAGCCUAUCCUGGAACCUACAGCAAGAUGAGCACUGAGCAGUUCUACUCUGAGGCUUUUCAGGACAGCAUGAUUGAUCUUAUCAAGGAGCGCACCACAGAAACCAAUCAAUGCAAGGUAGUUCACCGCCGCAUCACAGAUGUUUGUCGCUCAUUUUCUGAUAUCCUCCCAAUCAAAGAAACACAUCUUCCUGAAGACAGCAGUGAUAGUCACAGUACUCAGCUCACUUUCACAGGAGAUAAAGAGAAUCCUUCUCGUGUUGAUCAGCUUGCUCUUCUCCUUAGACAUCCUCCGUGAUGGCCACAUUCAUGCGGCCAAGCAUGGCCGUUCCAUGCAUUAGAUCGCUCCGGACACCAUUAACCACUGUAUAAAACCGCCCAUCAUUGGCGCAGCCUCCAGCUAGCCUGAUGCAUACUUUUGGGUGUUAUAGCUAACACAGACCGCCUCGCCUCACUGCAUCCUUUUGACCACAACAUGGUGCUUUUGUUGUAGAUAUGCUGUGACUCAGCAAGGCCUGCUGCAGCCGAUCUGAAACCCUGCUCAUACAGGGCCAGCUUCUUUUGUGUUCUGCAUUGUGAGCACUUAAUCCUCAGCCCAGGCCAAGCAAGGUAAGCUCAUCAGUUCAGGAGCAGAUCCAUGAUUUCUCCGAUACAAACAGCAACCAGGCUACUAAUCGGCACAUCUCGCUCUGUGUGACGCUACUUAAACUCUUAGCUCAUAGAUUUAUGGCAUGGUUGUUCAUCUGUAUCAAGAGUGAUCAUAUAUGACUCCUGUAGUAACAUCCUAUCUGCUAUGAAUGAAGGCAGUCACGCU